UAGGUUGAGGGAAGGCUUAUAAAAGGAGGGUACAAAAAGCACUAAACCACCCAACCACUUGAACAGGUACUGGAUCUCUGAACAGGACUUCUGUAAAAAUGUUUUUGUUCGUGGUUUGCAUCCUGACACUGCACAGAGUUCACUCUGCAUGCAAUGUGGAAUCAAACAUUUGCACAGACAGCACAGCAGUUCAGACGGAAAUCCUUGAUCAGCAUAACACUUUCAGGCAAGCUGUUCAGCCUACGGCAGGUGACAUGCUCAAGAUGAGCUGGAGUGAGGAGGCUGCAGCCAGUGCUCAGGCAUGGGUUGAUACCUGUUCCAUGGUUCAUGGUCCACCCAGCAGUCGCAUGAUUGGAGACUAUGAAUGUGGCGAGAACCUCUUCAAAUCAUAUGCAUCAUAUGCUUGGACGGAAAUUGUCACAGCCUGGCACAGUGAAGUCAUUAAUUACAUAUAUCCUAAUGGCUCUAUCAAUGGUCAACCUAUUGGUCACUACACACAGGUCGUGUGGAAUAGCUCUUACAAAGUUGGCUGUGGAGUAGCCAUGUGUCCAGGCUCAGUCUAUUUCUACGGCUGCCACUAUUACAGAGCUGGAAAUUACAGAGGAGUGCCACCAUACAAGGUUGGAGCGCCAUGUGCCAUGUGUCCCAAUGCAUGUGAAAACAACCUUUGCACCAAUCCCUGUCCUUACGUUAACAAGUAUGCCAACUGUGCAGCACUCAAAGCAAAGGCCGGGUGUUCCAACCUUUGGGUGACUGCCUUUUGCCCUGCCCUCUGUAAAUGCCACAAUGAAAUAAUUCCAAUAGCUCGAAAAUAGGAAACUCCUAUUUCAUGGUCUCAAGAUGCUAACAGUGUAUGUCAUGUGUUAUUAUCACUUGAAUCAUCUCAAAGUUGGCUUCUCGUCUUAAAUAAUAAACACAUUGCUGACACCUUGAUUUAAAUUAAGUCAGUUUAAUAUAAUUUCCAGAUAAUAUCAAAUCAUAUUCAAGACUAUUGACAUACUUUCCUUGAUCAAAUUAUUUUUACAGUUAUGCAGUGGUUGACUUGAGCACAUGAUUAACACCACAUUAAUAGAAAAAAGUUUUUGAAGAUCUAUCAGUUCCAUGGAAUAUUGACCAGUGGAAAGCUUUCUGCUGUCUACAAACAGAAUUAGAUUUAAUGCAAAGAAAGUUGGAUAAAAAAUGAAAGUUUGCACAAAGAACACUGAUCUUAAAAUACUAUUUCUGAAAUUUUGGAUGUAUUUUGUUCAUAUCAAUUGACGAUAAUGAUUACAUUUAUGGAUUUCUAUGCUAAACCUUUCUGUAAUGUGGCAUUAAAUGCAUUUCAAACAAUCAAAUUAUUACCUGUUUUGGGGGAAAUGGGACAAAACAACCAAAUCGGCAACUACAAUAAAAUAUAUUUUGUUACCUUU
Hypomesus transpacificus is the source of this 1409-nucleotide messenger RNA. Its product is annotated as cysteine-rich venom protein. Gene Ontology annotation, cellular component: extracellular region. The coding region runs from base 99 to 815 and encodes 238 amino acids. The record is from RefSeq and is a predicted model, not a curated record. The transcript has 9 exons. Lineage: Eukaryota; Metazoa; Chordata; Actinopteri; Osmeriformes; Osmeridae.